UAGAGCAAUAAACAAAUAGUUUAUAAAAGCAUGAUUGUAUUUAUACGCAGCUGUACUGAGUACGAUAUUUUAUGAUAAAACUUGGGCAUCCUAUUCUCGUUGCCAUAUGAGUUUUUUAUAAGGAGUUUUCUUUUUGGUGUAUUUUUUUAAUAAAGAGUUUCGAUAGUUUAUUAUUCAAUUCAUAUGUAGGUUUGUUUAACAAUGUUUAAUUAUAAUUUUUAGCACGCUGUAUUAUUCUUUUCUAGUAUGUGUGAAAGCUGUAUGAUCAUGUUUUCCAAAUCGCUUAUAUAACUAAACUUUCAGUCGUCGUGCUUUCAUACUCACAUGGUUUAUUUCAUCUCUUGUUUUCUUUCCCUAAUCCUGAAUAAGAUAGAAAUGGUUUUGCCUUCUUCUCUAAAGACAUGCCUUCUUUUGCUUUUCAUCUGUCUUCUCAAUGUUUCCACCAUUUCAUCGAAGCCAUUAACUAACGAAACUGUGCUUUUUGGCGGGAAAUUUCCAGCAUUGUAUGUUAUAGGAGAUUCAUUGGUUGAUUCAGGGAACAAUAAUCAUCUUGACACGAUGGCCAAAUCAAAUUUUCCACCUUACGGUUCUGACUUUGAAGGAGGCAAACCCACUGGUCGUUUUGGCAAUGGCAAAACAAUUGCUGAUUACAUUGCUAUUUAUUAUGAGCUUCCUUUGGUUCCUGCUUAUAUGGGAUUAUCAGAAGAACAAAAGAACAAUAUCUCAACUGGUAUUAAUUAUGCUUCUGCUACCUGUGGGAUUUUUCCUGACACAGGAAAGACAGUGGGAGAAUGUCUCUCGUUGAGUGUCCAAGUCGAUCUGUUCAAAGAAACCAUUGACAAGAAUCUGAAGAAAAUGUUUAAGACGCAGCCAGAGCUCAGCAAACACCUGGCUGAAUCGUUGUUCAUGACUGCGAUCGGAGUUAACGACUACUCUUUCUUCUAUAAUAAGACAAUGGAUGCAAAUGAUUUCGCAAACAAGCUUCUUCAUGAGUUCUUUAUACAAAUUCAGAGAUUGCAUGGUUUAGGAGCAAGGAAGUUCUUCAUUAACAACCUUAAACCAUUAGGAUGUUACCCAAACAUAAUAGCUCAUACGGUGCCACGUGGAAGUUGUGACGAUGAUUUAAACCUAGCGGUUUCCAUUUACAACGCCAAGCUAAGAAGAAGCCUAACUCAAUUGAAGCAGAAAUUCUCAAACACUUCCUUCUUGCACUCAGAUUACUUCAACUUCAUGUUGGGACUUAGAGGACCUUCGAGAAAUCAUGCUAGUUCAAAUCUACUGAACACGACAAGCCCAUGUUGCCCUAGCGUUUAUGAUGGAGGUGCAUUGACGUUUUGCAGCGCCAAUUCGAGCUCGUGUACGAUGCCAGAUAAACAUAUUUUCUUUGAUCCAUUUCAUCCGACUCAGUUGGCGAAUUUCAUGUACGCGAUUGGGUGUUUCCAGGAGAGAAAAAUUUGCCAUGUGGUGAGAGCUUAAAUUAACUAAAUUUACUCAACGACAAUCUUAUGAAGAAACACAAGUUUACUUGUUGUUUAUUUUGGUCUCACCAAGAUCAACGUUUCUAAUGUACCAAAACCUUAUUAUGUCAGGCA
Molecule: messenger RNA, 1592 nt
Organism: Brassica napus (rape)
Lineage: Eukaryota; Viridiplantae; Streptophyta; Magnoliopsida; Brassicales; Brassicaceae
Product: GDSL esterase/lipase At2g03980-like
Exons: 4
Coding region: 325-1476 (383 amino acids)
Molecular function (GO): hydrolase activity, acting on ester bonds
Source: RefSeq, a predicted model, not a curated record